Molecule: messenger RNA, 2547 nt
Organism: Meloidogyne enterolobii
Lineage: Eukaryota; Metazoa; Nematoda; Chromadorea; Rhabditida; Meloidogynidae
Source: the annotation of a GenBank genome assembly
AUGCACGGAACAGAAUCUGGGCAUUUCUCCUCUUUUAUUUCUUCACCAAUUGAGGAUUACAAAAAUAUAACUAACGAUAAUGAUUCAGAAGAUGAUUGUUCUGUUGAUAUUUUUCCAGAUAGAAGAUGUUUAAUUUCUCUUGUUUGUAAUGUAUUAAUUGCCUGUGUUUUAUUACGCCCUCGAAAUUCACAUUUUUUCUUCCUUGGGCUUUUAGCUGUUUCUGAUGCUUUUUUAUCAACUUGUUAUGGACCUGUUAUUGCUAUGGAUAUAAUUAAAAAUCGGGUACAAUUACUUUGGCUAACACGACUUUGGUGGAGUUAUGUUGGCCCCCUUUUGGCUCUUUGCCAUGUUUCUAUGACAUUUUCUUGUUUUAUGAUUAUUCUUGGAACAAUUGAACGUUUUUUAAUUACAUUAAAAUCAUCUUUGCUUACUUGUUUUCGUACCAAUCGUGGUCCUUUAGCUUUAGGAAUGUUCUUAUUAGCUUUAUUACUUAGAGGAACAGCUAUUUUUGAAGUUGAAAUUGUUGCCAAUGGAAAUUGUACGGGUUUAAGUGAAUUCGAACCAAGCCUUACAACGUUAACUAAAAGCUGGUUUUAUGGAACAGUUUUUAGAUUUUAUGUCAGAACUAUUGCUACAGUUUUUGUGCCUUUCUUUUUACUUGCUUAUUUAAAUGCUAGAAUUGUUUUAAUAUUACGACGUCAAAAACGUUCGGCUGCAAUGUUUCGAUUUGGCAGUGCUUAUGACCAUAAACUUCGUGUUCGUUCAGCAACUCGUUUAUUACUCUUGAUUGUUUGUUCUUAUUUAUUGGCAAAUUUUCCAAAUGUGGCUAUUACUGCCUGGGAAUAUUUAGAUUUAGAUUCAACACAAAGUGAAAACUUUUAUAGUAUAAUAUCAAUGUUAUAUGUUCUAAGUUGUGCCUCUCGUCUUUUAAUUUAUUUAAGUUGUAAUGAAGAAAUUAGAAGUGCAUUUUAUGAUUUUCUUUGUGCAAAUUGGAUGUGUAAAAGAAGAAGAGAAAAUGGAAUUGAAUAUGAAUUUGAUGAAAAAAUUGCUUUACAAAGACACGGAUCUACACAAUAUACUCCUGUAAGGCAAUGUUCUUACAGGUCAUUCAGAGGAGAUUGGUCUAUUGGCGAUUUUCCACCUAUAGGGACAGAUUUUGACCGAGUAGUUGUUGCUAUGGCACUUUCUAGAGUUUCGUCAUUAACAAGUAAUAAACAAAAAAAUGAGGGAUUAAAAAUUACUAAUGGAGAAGUUAAUGAAAAAGAGCAAAGACAAUUAGUUAAUACAAAUGGAUUAAAACGACAUCAUUCAUCGAGAAGGCGAAUUUCUUCAAGAAGAGGAAGAAAUGAAGAACGUGAAAGAAUUGGAGCCGAAUGGCUAGAAAUGCAAGAAAAGGAGAAAAACGAAGAAAUUAUGGUUGCAUUUUGUUAUUGGGAUGGGUCUUCACAUCGUAGGGAUUUUAAAACAAAGAAGGGAACGACAAUUGCACAAUUUUUACAAAAAGCUUUGGAUUUAUUUCGGAAAGAAUUUUUGGAAUUGAAAUUGGCAACUGUAGAGAAUUUGAUGUUCAUUAAAGAAGAUUUAAUUAUUCCUCAUUUCUAUACAUUUCAAGAUUUUAUUAAAACUCGGCAAAUGGGAAAAACUGGUCCUUUGUGGCAAUUUGAAUCUGUUGGUGAAAUACGAGUUAGACAAGAUGCUGCUCUUGAUGUUGGAGAAAGCCAUCCAGUUAAGGUUGUUCUACGUUCGUGGUACGAAAAAAAUAAACAUAUUUACCCGGCAUCUCGUUGGGAGCCUUUUGUGCCAGGAAAAGCGAAUUUUGAAGACACUCGUUGUCGAUGUACAUGUCCAAGUACUGAAUAUUUUGCUCCAAAAGGCACAAAUCACUCACAACAUUAUAGACGUUAUUAUACAAAAACUAAUUUGGAGUCGUCAAAUUGCAAUGCACAAACUGUCGUUAAAAAAGAUGUUCAAUCAAUUGUGGAGGGGACAAGACUUGACGCUUUCUUGGCAAAUUGUAAUUGUCGAUUUGAAUCGAGAAAUUCACUUUUAUUGAAGGUUGUUGUUAUGUUCGUCAUUGCCGUUAUUUUUAUUCUUGGCUCUUACAUGCUCUAUUUGGGUGUUGUUGAGCCAAUGGUUUUUAGACAAAGGCAACCAAAUUCAACAGCUUUUAUACCUUACAGUCGCCAUACAGAUGUUGAUAGAGAGGACGUUGGUGAUUUGAACACAUUUUGGUUCCUUCAAGAUUCGGAUGAAGCCUCGGUGGUUGCAUCCGAUGUCAUGGAUGAUCAAUCCAUUAUUGAUGACCAUAUAUUUUCGAGUACAACAGAAGGAAUACCAUCAUCAAAUGAAUUCUCAGCUAUUUCUUUAGAAGAUCGACAACAAACGCGUUCUCGCCAUUCAACUAAUGCUACAACUGCUAAUAGUACAGUUAAAGCUUCAUUGCAUGACAAAGUUAUUGAAAAGGUAACAGCUGAGCAAAAUAAGUGGAAAGUGGAUGUAGAGGAACAACGUCGUAAUGUAUUAGGUGAACAUAGUGUGUUAAAUUAA